Amborella trichopoda is the source of this 3254-nucleotide messenger RNA. NCBI's taxonomy places the organism in Eukaryota, Viridiplantae, Streptophyta, Magnoliopsida, Amborellales, Amborellaceae. The record is from RefSeq and is a predicted model, not a curated record.
UCUAGAGAGAGAUGGCAGAUGCAGUAGUGACCUUCCUGCUCGAGAAACUCUUCGACCUCUUGUCUGAAGAAGCACAGCUCUUCUCGCGCAAAGAAUUAGAAUGGCUCCGGAAAGAGUUGGACGCCAUGCAAUCCUAUCUAAAGGAUGCUCUGAAAGAAGAAGAGAGAAUGAUGAGGUUGCAAAGACUUGGGUAGUUCAAGUAAGAGAAGCAGCAUAUGAAGCAGAAGAAAUCCUCGACAAAUUCACGAUCCAAGUGGAAACUCUCCAAUUGAAGAGAGAGAGGAAGAAUCGCCAGCUUAAAGGUUUCCUCCCCCUUCCUCCCUCCUCAGUUUUGCAGCAUCAGGAAAACCACUCUGGUGAUCGUUAUGCUUGGGUUACAGUUUCCCAAACUUAUGGAAUCAUGGAGGUUUUCAAAUCCAUUUUGAGAGAAUUCAGGAAAGAUGUUUUGGAUUCAAUGAGUGAUGGGCAAAUCAUAGAGAGGCUUAAGGACUAUUGUAGAGAGAGAAAGUAUUUGGCGGUUUUGGAUGAUGUAUGGGAUCCAUUGGUGUGGGAGAACAUGAGAGUCACCCUAAUUGAAGGUGGACGCCAGAGUAGGACUAUAAUCACUACCCGUAACGCGAAGUUAAUUUCAGUGAAGAAGGCGAUUCAUGAAAUUGAGCCUUUGAGAGAGAAAGAUGCUCAAGAGCUCUUUCACAAGAAGGCUUUUAACAGUAACGGAGGAAGCUGCCCAGAAGAGUUACAGGCCUUGGCUGAGAAGCUCUUGGAGAAAUACGAAGGCUUGCCACUAGCUAUUGUGGUUAUGGGAGGCCUCAUGUCGAGGCAAGCAAGAACCCCGCAAGCAUGGAAAAGAAUUCUAGAUGAUUACAAUUGGGAGUCAAAUGAAGGGGAUGAUAGACUCUCAAGAGUGCUUUCUUUGAGCUAUGAGGACUUACCCUCUCGCCUCAAGUCGUGCUUCUUGUGCUGCUGUUUUUUCCCUGAAGAUUACGAGAUUUGGACAGAGACAUUGGAUUGCAGAAGGAUUUAUAGAAACAUGCUUCAAAUUGCUCAAGUAGAGAAGCUCAAUUGGACAGUGGAGAGUGCAAGCGGGGCCAUACUUAAAGAGAAGCCCUGUCGCCUCUCUCUCGUUGAUAGUACCUUUCAUCAUGUACCCAACCAUAGCCUGGAUAGGGUUCGUUCGUUCAUGCAGUUUGAAAUCAGCUGGUUAGCUCCUCCUUUCAUGGACCAUAUAUUCCCUCAGCUCACGUUGUUGCGUGUGCUGCAUAUAGAAAGCUAUUCUUCAAUCAUGGGUUUGUCCGAAAUUGGAAAUUUGGUAAGUUUGAGGUAUUUGCACUUAGAUUGUCUGAUCGGGGAGCUUCCAGUGACCUUUCAAAACCUCCAAAAUCUUCGGACUCUAGUUCUAAUGGGGACACAAGUAGUUAACCUACCAAAAUGGAUCUCAAGAUUAGUAAAUUUGAGGCAUCUUUUUUCCACGAACAAUGUACAUUCUGAUGAACCUUUGGCAAUUGGGUGUCUAAGGAACCUGCAAACCUUGGCAAGUAUAGUGGCAAAAGAUGGUCUAGUUAGACAGGUAAGGAAGUUGACUGAGCUCCGCUGUUUACAUAUGGCUGGAGUGAGAAAAGAAGAUGGGGAGGAGUUAGCAGCCUCCAUUGGGAGUCUGCGCAACCUCCUCUAUCUGGAUUUGGUGACCAUCAAUGAGGAUAGUCUCAAAUUAGAGAUAUUUCCAUCUUCUCUUGAACAGCUACGGAUAGACGAGCAGUUAGAGAAGCUACCAAGUUCAUUUAUAUCUCUUGGAAGCCUCACCAAGUUGUGGUUAUGCAACACUAAGUUAAGUGAGGACCCAUUCAUGCCCCUGCAAGCUCUGCCAAAUCUUGCCGUCCUUAUUUUGUGGACAGCCUACACAGGGAAGAGACUAGGAGGUUGCAGGGCAAGAGGCUUUCCCAAUCUAAAUAGUCUUGUUCUUUAUGCAAUGGAGGGGUUAGAAGAAUGGGGUGAAGUGGAGGAGAGAGCCAUGCCUGGCCUUCUUUUUCUAAGGAUUCGGUUGGGUACAAAAUUGAGAAUGUUGCCACAAGGCUUUGAGCGCCUCAAAGGCUUAGAGUUCUCCCACAUGCCGAUGAAGUUUGUAGAGAGGUUGCACCAAGAUGUUGGCGAAGAUCAUUAUAAGGUCCGAUAUAUCCCUAACAUUGAAUUUUUAUAAGGUAAAAGAUAUAUGUACACUGUAUUCUAGUGGACUGUGCAAAACUAUAGUCCUUUAGGGUCAUAACCGUCUGAUGAAAUGAUGCAUAGUAGUGGAGAGAGACUAAGACCCACCAUAGUGGUCAUUCUUGCUCUAGUGGGUCCCACCCCCUCGCCAUUGUAGUUUGCCAUAUCACCGGACUGUCAUGGCCCGAGGGUCUUUGGGUUUGAGUAGCCCAUUAGACCAUAUUAUACUUUCCCCUUCUUACAGUUGAUACCCGUUCCACAUAUGGUUCAAGAUUGGAGCAUCAUCCUCUCAACAAUUUCUUUCAUUUUUGUUGUCUAUACUCUAUAACAUGUAAGAUCCUACUUUGAACCGGCAAAUGAUAAGUGGUUUCAUUAAGCAUUUAAGAUUGUUGGUUUACGUGGUUCACCCUUUGUGGGUGGGAAACUCCGACAUGAUUUGGAAUAUCGAAAGGUUAGUAUUGAUAAUGAGAUAGAAAUGAUUUGGGUAGCAAUUUUGGAGAUCCCAAUCCAUUUCUACCUUUGGAUAGAGAAGAUUCUAAGUGAAUCCCAUUGAAAUUGAUUAUGAUAAGGGAUCUAAGUGUCUUCCAAUUUUCAAGGUAGGAAAACUGAGAGGGAGGGACCUUUAGUACAUAAGAAAGGAGAGAAAGAGGUGGUGCUCUACUCCCUAGACACCCGUGCACUUCUCUCUCCUAGGCCCCCAUGUGGCUCCCUGCUCCUUCUUUUUUCCUCUCUCUUCAAAAAGUGAGAAUAGGCAAGGAACUCUCGGACCAUCUCCAUCAAAGCUCGCGAAGGAUAUGUACCAUUUACACAAGUUAUGGUUCCAGUAAUCAAGAGACUGGUUAAGGUUAACAACAUCUUUUUGAAAAGAAGUACCUGUGAGCGUGAGGGGAAGAAAAUCCACAUAAAAGGUGGUCAGGCUUUGAGAGGUAUGGAAUAUCUAUCAGAUCUAUGUAUGCUUUUGAGAUUAAUUUUGUGUUUCUGCUGCGUAUUGACUCGCCAAGCGAGCCAACAAAGACAAUGAAUAAAAUGAUAGGUAUGUAGAAUAUUCAUUUUAA